AUGAGCACCACCCCGAAAUGGUACUGCCGCAACAAAUCCCAGCCGAUGCACACGUUCGCGGAAAUCGGCAAAUUGGGCCUGGAGCUGCGUCGCAUUACCAAACGGAUAGUGAUCGAUGUCAACUCGGCGAUAUUCAGCGAACAUGAUACCAUUUUGGAGGAGUGCGAGCGGGUGGUGGAGCAGUACUGGAACCUCAAGGACGAGACCAAGAAUGCCGACUUCCAAUCGCUCUCCAAGAAGAUCAAGCGAAGUCCCUACAACCAGCUGCUGAUGAAGAAGUUCGUCCUCAUUAUGGAGGUCAACGACAGGCGCUUCUGUCAACUGACCUUUGUGCUCAAGCGAACGCUAAGCUUUCUGCUCCGCAAGUCGAUGCAAUCGGAAAUGUGGCUGAACUGGGCCCUGCACAUCACCCAGCUGUAUAACAAGUGCCGCAAGGUGAAGAAGCCGCCGGUUCAGGUGGAGAUGGACCCCCAGCCGGGUAACGAGGAGCAGGAGGAGGAGGAGCCCAAGCUUGGUGGCAAGCGAAAGGAGGAGAUGCAUGCCAACGUUUGCAGCAAUAUGUUUCCUGGUCUGCUCUUGACCCUCAAGCCGAUAGACUUUAGCUUUGUUCUUCAGCUUGUGGCCCAGACGCGAGUGGAGCAGAACGCUUUGGACCUCGUUUUCGGCCUCUUUAACAUGGGCGAGCAGGAUGCCUGGCGAGAGCAACAGAACCUGGAGUCCACCUCCUCCAGUCUAGAGAUACUUCGUACCCUGAACAUUUCCUUUGCCGCCGGCGAUUACCAACCGUAUUGCGACUCCGCCCAGGAUUACAAGUCGAUGCAGAUGCAGCUCACGGAUGCAAGUCUCCAGGUUCAGGAGCACGAUCAUCAAAGUCUGCGUUGUAAGCACACGGAGAGCUUUCUGCAAAAGGAGCGCGUGUUCAUCGCCCAAUUGAUAGCCAAGGCCACGGAAAUAAGUCCAUCUAUUUUCGAUAAUGUCAAGAAGGGCCCUGUGGAUAUUCAGGUGUAUAUCGUCAAGGGUUUGCGUCUGCUGUGGUCCUACGUAGGAAUCAUUUUGGAUCACAUCCUGUUGUGGUGGAUAGAUACUCCAGUGUCCUGCUACCGCCUCACGCACAUCGAUUCCAUUCGCAGCUGGCUCUACCAUCAGAGUGUUAAUGAUAUUCCCGAACCAGUUUUCUCCACCUUGCGUGGCAUUGGCGAGAUCUUGACUGGUUUCGUUUGCAAUAACAUCUGGGACCAGCUCUUCCGUCUCACCCUCAUCUCGUCGAAUGACACCAGACGUCUGGUGGAUGUGGUCGUGGAGCAGUAUCGUGAUUGCCCUAAGAACGAAUCCGGCACUCCAACUGGCACCGUUUGGAUCAGCAUUUUCGCCAACCUGGUGAAUCUUAGUAACCAGUAUUUCUCGAAUUUGGAGGCGCACAACAAUUCCAGCCUGCUGCCAGUGGCUGAGCAGAUACCCAUCCUCCACAGGCUGGAUCACUCCGUCCACACGAUGCGAUUAUAUGUCACCGAGCAAGCGAAGCUCCUGUGCUGCGAGUGGAAGAUGGAUCGCUUCUUCCAGAUCCUGGAGCACGAUGUCAAACUGUGCCUGAAUGUCUUUAUAACAUUUCAACUGCCGAAACUCACUGCCGACCUGAGCGAUAUCCUGAUGCUGGUUUGUGUAGCCCUGCGCACCAAGCUCAUCGCUGAAGUCAAUGCCAAUAUAGACAAGCUAAAGAAAACCACCGAUGAGUGUGUUCAGAUCCUGUCAGCGGUUUGUCGGGUCCUCAGCCUGGCCAACUUUACGCUGUGCUUUCCCUCGGCCAGCUUCUGGCAGCGUGAGGUGUACAACAAUGAGGAGAAGAGCCUGUACGUGGGGUAUGUGCUGGAUGAGAUCUACCUGCCCACCAUUCGGGCCACCAAGGACAUCGUCAUACUUAAGUUGAUCCUGAAGCUCAUCUGCGAGGCCUGGCUGGAUUUCAUCUACCAGAAACGGAUCCGCUUCAGCGUAAAUGGAGCCGUGCGAUUGCUCAACGACUUUGACGAUGUCAGGGAAUGGAUCCUGAGCUGCACCUUGCUGGACGAACAGCAGCUGGACAAGCUAAGCAACCACGAGGUGCUGCGCAUGUGCAAGGGUGUGGGCAAGAUCCUGCUUCGCAAGCCGGAGGAUGUCAUCUCCAUCACCCAGUCGCCCAAGUACGACAAGAAGGCCCAGGAAUCCACCCAGGACACCCAGCUGCCUUCGGAGAUGUUCGUGUCCAACCAGAAACAUUGGCUGCAGUUGCGCGCCAGUGGUGGCACUGGCUUUCCUUUCCUGAAACUGUGCUGCGGCGAUGCCGCCAUGUAA
Messenger RNA from Drosophila serrata, 2325 nucleotides. RefSeq lists its product as uncharacterized. The record is from RefSeq and is a predicted model, not a curated record. Lineage: Eukaryota; Metazoa; Arthropoda; Insecta; Diptera; Drosophilidae.